AAUUUUUGAAAUCCCUUAUUUCAGUUUCAGUAUUUGGACUGUUUGGUGUAAAGGUGAAUUUAUUUAUUCACCAGGAGGCGCAUUAUUGUACCAUUCACUCAAGAAUUUUCUAAGCCAAUACAAAAAAAUCUACUCGGUCAAAAUGAGUAUUGUUGCCCACAUUGUUGAAUCUGCUACAAAAGUUGAUAUCCAAGAUAUUAAUAAAAAAGUACCCGAAUUGAAAUGUAAUGUUGAAGCAAUCAAGCAAGAAGUUGUUACAGACAUAAUAAAUAUAUUUGUUAAAUACAAACAAACUUUGGGGGAUAACCAACGAAAUAGUACACUUUUCAAAAAGGCCACAGAGUACCAGCAAACAUUACAAGCACUUAGCGAAAAGGCGUCAUUUAUCAUUAGCAAAGAUUUGGUUAGCGCUGAAAAAGAGGUCCACAAUAACAUUAAGGAGCUUCAAAUACUUGACUUUAAAAUUAAUGUUGUUAUGAAUAUCAUAAAAAUAUUAAAAUGCUUGGCAGAUUUUAAAACCAAAUUAGCCUAUAAGCAGUAUGAAGAAUGUGUAGCUAUAAUGAAAGAUCUUAAGUUAAUGCUAGAAUCAAUUCCUAAAGAUGAACAUUUGGAUGUGUUCGAUGACUUCCAUCAGAGCAUAAUGCAAAGUAAACUUAAGUUGGACACUGCACUCAAAAAUAUAUUUACAACCAAUAUCAGUCUAAAAGUGGCACCCGAGAAGAAAAGGGCUAUCUUAACGGUGAAAAAACACAAUGAAGAAAUGCAGGCGGCUUGCUUGGCAUAUUUUAAAGAUACUGAACAUAUAGAUUGUCUAAAUCGUUUGGCCAAAGAUCUGUGGGUUCAUAUUUUUACACCUAUAGUAGAUCAAGAAAUAAAUAUUACUGAACAGAAAGAUUCUUUGAUAGUGAGUAUAAGAAAUCCUGAUCAAAGUUCAGAUUAUAAAACCGUUUUCGGAAAUCUCCAAAAAGUUUUACAGUUUCUUGGUAAAAAUAUAAACUACAAACUAAGUGAACAAGUAACUGUCUUGGAGUAUAUUGGAAAUGAUAUCAGAGAUAACCUAUCCGAACUCAUCGUCAAAAAUUGCUUAAGGAAUACAAUUCCAUCAACUGUUACUGAGCUUGAAAACUAUAAAGUAGUCAUAGAGGAUACAAAACAUUUGGAAAAAAGUUUAUUAGAAGCCAAAAUAUUUAAUGAAAAUACCACAUCUAUUCUUGAGUAUGCGAACAAUGUUGAUAUACAUUUUAUUAAUAAAAAGUGUGAAGAAUAUUUGCAGAAAGCUACAGACUUGAUGAAGAAAGAUUUACAUGAUGUGGUUGAAAUUGGAGUGCCAUAUAAUCCCGAGUAUCCUUUAGGAAAGGAAAAACUGGAGUUUCCGCAUUGUUCGAUAUCGAAAAACGUCAGAGAACUGUUAGACCUCUGUGAGGAGAUUCUUCAAAAAGCGUUAUCUGCAUCACCAACUUGUAGUGGACAUUUCUUCGUGACGGUUACAAAUAUCCUUCUCACCUACCGCAACUUCGUUCCAGAAUUUCACAAGACAUAUCUCGCGGCAUUACCCCAACAAAUCGCAAUAUUUUUUAAUAAUUGUCAGUAUAUAUCUCACAUUCUUGUACAGUGGAAUUUGACUUAUUGCAGCCAGUUGAAGCCCGUGCUGGGCGUCUGUGAAUUUUCGUCGGAAGCGGAGAAGUUUCCAGUAGCAGGACUUACGAUUUUUGAAAAUUAUAUUGCAACCCAAGUAAAGAUGGUUGAAGAAAUCAUGCAGGGAGCUCAGCUAGAUGGAACUACUAUAGAAAAACUGGAUGUCCAAACAGAAAAAUGCAUAAGGCAAUGCUUGAGGCAGCAGGAAUUGCUUCGUACUGUUUGGCAUAAAGUACUUCCCUAUGAGGCUUAUAAUAAAAAUGUUGGAAUUAUAGUUAAUGCUUUGUGUAAGAGCGUUAUCAGCAAUAUAGUGAAAUUUGAAGACAUUCCCGCUAAAGUAGCCGAAGAUUUAGUAGAUGUUAUAAAAUUAAUCUUAACAAGAGCCCCAAAGUUAUUUACUAAUCCAAGUGAAAUCACCCUGUUCGUAUCCUUAUGGUACAAAAUAAACGAGCUUAGUUUUGUCUUAAAUGCUAGUUUAGCGGAUAUUAAUGACCGAUGGGCGGACGGCAAAGGACUAUUGGCUUUACAUUUUGAAGGCGCCGAAUUAAAACAACUUAUUAAAGCUUUGUUUCAAAAUACAGAUAGAAGGGCCAAAGUACUUGCUAAGAUUUCGUCUUUUGCACCCUACCAUAAUUAAGCAAGAAAAUAGAAGUAUGAUUGUAUUUUUUGAUUAUGAGUUUAUGAUUUAUGAGUUGUAUUUUUUAUAAUAUACAUCUCACUUUUUGCUA
Molecule: messenger RNA, 2363 nt
Organism: Anthonomus grandis grandis
Lineage: Eukaryota; Metazoa; Arthropoda; Insecta; Coleoptera; Curculionidae
Gene: Zw10
Product: centromere/kinetochore protein zw10 homolog
Exons: 6
Coding region: 143-2272 (709 amino acids)
Biological process (GO): endoplasmic reticulum to Golgi vesicle-mediated transport; mitotic spindle assembly checkpoint signaling
Cellular component (GO): RZZ complex
Source: RefSeq, a predicted model, not a curated record